This is a messenger RNA of Neurospora tetraspora, 807 nucleotides long. RefSeq lists its product as uncharacterized. The transcript has a single exon. Bases 212 to 670 code for a protein of 152 amino acids. Lineage: Eukaryota; Fungi; Ascomycota; Sordariomycetes; Sordariales; Sordariaceae. The record is from RefSeq and is a predicted model, not a curated record.
CGGAGAACAACUCGCAGCGGCUCCUUGAGCUGUUUGAACCGUGUCCCACAGGCCGUGUCACUAGACAUGGAACCAUUCGGAGCCGAUCAAAGGGCUUGUGGGCCCUGCUUUAGGGCGCAACUUGAUAGCAGACAGCUGCAAGAAGCAGAACGUGAAAAAGAGGGGAUCACGGGCGAGGACCUGGCCCUAAACAAGGACAUUGGAUGGUUGAAUGAGCGAUUUGUUAGCAACGCCGUGGACCCACGCCGUCCUGCAUCUGCGCUUGCCAGGAGCAUACUGUGGAGAAAUCCCUGGUAUCCCGGCAACUCUUGCGCUAUCUCGCGGUGAGUCGCGGGGGGCCAUCGCCUCGAAAGUCCAAGGUCCCUGUGCUUGGAAACCAGACCAAUGCUUCGGGAACUUCUUUUGUGCGUUAAUCCCGUCCAACUGUCCAAUGCUCCAAUCGUCAUGCGUGGGACACCGGGCGUCACACCCCGCCCUUAUGUCGGCAGCUCACCAGAGUACCAGACCCUGGCUGGUCGGUACAUGGGAUGUUCUGGAAUUCCUAGAGAAGAUAGGUUAUUCCUGGGAUCUUGGGCUUCUUGCCUGUCCUGCAUUCGCCUCUAGAACAUUGGCAAUUUUUCUUGGUCUGGUGUUGAUGGGUAUAACGCUGUCAGUGAGCGGGGUUCGGUAAGUAGAGAUCGGGGCAGACGAGGAGGAGACACUCUGGGGGCUCAGGGGUUGCGGACGUGCACUCUGGGGAGACAGAAGGGCUGAAGCUGGCCUGGCUACAGAGCUUAUUUUGCAGCUUCUAUGACUUCGAACACUUGC